Messenger RNA from Empidonax traillii (willow flycatcher), 1522 nucleotides. RefSeq lists its product as uncharacterized. The record is from RefSeq and is a predicted model, not a curated record. Lineage: Eukaryota; Metazoa; Chordata; Aves; Passeriformes; Tyrannidae. The transcript has 7 exons. The coding region runs from base 236 to 1522 and encodes 428 amino acids.
UGAUGGACUGCAUUAUCUUUCCAGACAGCUUGGAGCUACAGAUGCAAACCAAGAAGUUUUAUGCUUAGACUUCAAAACUGAGCUGAGAGGAUUCAGAUGUUUUGUAUGAGAAUCCAGGCAUUAAUAAAAAUUGUGUGAUCAUGGUUUUGGAAAACUAAGAAGAUAUUUCCUGGCUAUAUAUGCAGAGUUAUGUUUCUUAAGAAAAACAAGAAUUAAGUAAUUUGAUCUCUGAUGGAUGAAACCCACUGGAAUGGAAACCAACAUCUAUGAAGAAGAACAGGACUCACCUUAUCUUAAAUCUGCCAAGUGCCUCGGGACUCCAAAGGAAGCUAAGUAUGAAGAUUACCAAAGAAAGAUAGAAAAUCAGGCAAGUCCAUAUGAAUUUCAGAAUGUUUUACGGGAACCUGGGCUGAGUUUGCUGUCUGUGUCAUCCUUAUUAGACCACAAUGAGACAUCCUUGCAACUUGGUAUGGCUGCAGGGCAUGUCAGUGCCACCAACCAGUCUGAGACAAAGCACCUUUGUGAAGAAUUAUCCUGUUCUGCAAGGCACCUGCUACAGGAAGAUCCUUUAAACCUUUCCUUGCACACAGGAAAUAAUUUAGACAAGAAAUCAAAAAGGAGUCAUGAGAUCAGAGUCAUAAAACAUAAACCAAGUGCUAUCACAUUUUCUGAUUUCCAAUUUUUAUCACAUGAAGCUAACACUAAGCUCCAUAUUUGUGAGGCAGGAGAAGCAGAUGAGUUUUCAUCAGAAGAGGAAGAAGCAGAUGGUAGACGUGAUGAUGAUAUGUUUAGAGAACUGCCACUGUAUGAGACAUUUUCCAAUGGUCUUCACAGAAGGAAAGUUUCUCAAAGAAAGUGGGGUAAACAUGAACUUAUUAAGUAUCAACACAUCUGUCAUUCAGAAGACUGUGAUGAUCAUUCUGAAAAGGCAUUGAAGGAUCAUAACAAGGAAGAAAAGCACAUGGAGCUGGAGACCCAACCAGAAAAAGAAUCUGAAUGGACAGAUUCUAUGUCAUGGCUUAUGAAGAAACUGGAACAGUUGAACUUAGAUAUUGAAGAAGCUCUGAGUGGCAGCUCUUCUCCCUCUAGUACUCCUUCUAAAAGGCACAAGCAACUGUGCCCUGUUCAAGUAGAGACAGGCUUUUAUGGAGAUCAUCAAGAAAAGGGAUCUUGGAAAAAUAAAAGAGGAGACUACCAGGAUCUAGACUGUUUACCUUACCCAGUGUCAACUGGAGCACGACCUAAAACUGAUAUGCUGUUUCAGAAGCCGGGCAAGGAAAAAGCGGUGACAGGAUGCAGCAUGGCUCCCAGGGGACUGGGAGAAACACCAUUCCAGGAACAGAGGUACAUAACACCAAGUGCAGUCUGCACCACCUAUCUCUGUUCUGCAGUUGUAACACAGGACAUCCUAAUUGUCUGCUGUGGCACCCCAGAGAACACCUUGCUUAGCUGCUCCUCUUGCCAUCAGAUUGCUGCUGGGUUUCUAGGUCACCUGUGGCAAUCCAUAUUAAAAGCUGGCUGA